ACUCCACUCCGGGUUUUCCUCUGUGCCGUUGGGCUACUCACAGCCUCUAGCUGGUUUUGACUAAACGCUCGUCCUGAUAUCGCUCCGCUGGCAUGGAGGAGGAUAGGUCUUGAUGAUUGUGAUGGUGGCAGCGAACAGCUACUAGCGACCAGCCGAGAGAUCACGGCCACCGCGGUGUCUUCAGGAUUUCGCUGAGCACCAGUUCACGGGACCCGGUUCCCCAACACGACAACUCUUCUUCACGUUCAGCUUAAGGAUUUUUACCGACCAAACCAAUGAAAUGCAGCAAGUUCACGGAGCAACUCCGGAGCCCCUUCGGUUCAAACAGCAAAACUUUUUCACAAAGGACAACAUAAUAAAACAACGGCGAGCUCGAGGCAGCGUCGGUCUGUUAUGUGUGUGAGUGGGAAUCGGAGGCAGUGAUGAUCGCCUGUAGCUUAAUAUCCGGUUGUUUCCUAUGGAGUUAUUACCUUUACUAAUAGUCUGGCCGCGGUUGGUGUGUUGAUUUACGGACCAGCUUGCUCGUUCUUGAAGCCUUCGUGCUGGGCUAUGGGAUAUUGUUAUCGGUGUUUUUCAUGGACGGGACAAGGUGAUAUUUGAAAACCGUGUUGAAUGGUGGAGCCCCCGCGUCCUGUCCCGAAGGAGGGAACAAGAAUCAACACCGAUCACCGUUUGUUUACUGUCCUUACGGUCAUUUGAAUCACCCGGUCCGUCUUGUUCGUCAUUUAACCUAACUACCAUCUCCCGUUUCCCAGUAACAUUUAGCCUAGAAGACGAAGAGACUACUUUGAGGCUUGAGGGGAAGAAAAACUUAGUCCAAAAUACUAUCAUUUCGGGUGAAUGAUGGGGGACUUUGCAACCCCCGCUGCCGCGAACGGCAGUAACAUUUGCAUCAACAACAAUGCCAUGGCGAGUGGCAUGAAUCCGGGUGUAAACCCCAACAACGUGGGCAUUCCCAAACACAGCACGGUCGUGGAGAGACUACGGCAGAGGAUAGAAGGGUGCAGGCGGCACCAUGUCAACUGUGAGAACCGUUACCAGCAAGCCCACGCCGAGCAGCUGGAGAUCGAGCGGAGGGAGACGGUGAGUCUCUACCAGCGGAGCCUGGAGCAGAGGGCGAAGAAAUCUGCCAACAGCAAGCAUCAGAGUAAACAGCAAGACCCAGAGUCGGCGUCCUCGACGGAGCAGAGGAACAACACACUUAUAGCGCUCCAAGAGACCGUGAAGAGGAAACUGGACAGCGCACGCUCGCCCCUCAAUGGUGACCAGAACGGGAUCUGCGACGGGAGCUAUUCCCCGACCACCAAGAGGUUACGAAAAGACGGACCAGGACUGGGCGGACUGGACUCUCUCCCGGGCCUCCCCAACAACGCCCCCCCCAUUUCCCCGCUCCACCAGAUGGACAUCAAGCCCUUACUGGGAGUCACCGGGAACCCCAACAACCCCAGCGUCAACAACAACAACAACAACGUGAAUGUCAACAACUGUAACUCCGGACCCGGCAGCAAUGGUAGCCAUGGCAACCACCCGGGCAGCGGCUUGGGCUCAGGUCGCCCGGCUGACGUCAAGCUCAACGGUUCCUUGGACCUGGAGGACGGCUUCGGACUCCUCAAAGACCUGAAACAGGAGCCGCUCGACGACGGGGGAGGGAUUGAGUCGUCGGACACGUCCUUGUCCAAUCAGAACAAGCUGUUUUCGGACAUCAACCUGAAUGACCAGGAGUGGCAGGAGCUGAUUGACGAGCUGGCCAAUACGGUGCCGGAAGACGACAUGCAGGACCUCUUCAAUGAAGACUUUGAGGAGAAGAAGGAAGCAGAGUUUACCAGGCCGGCCAAUCAGACCCCGGUACCACAGGACCCGCCUCCCAUGGCCACUGUGGCUCAUCAACAGACGAACCAAGCGCAGGGGGCGGCACAAGUCCCCAUGGGUUCCCCACAGGUCCGGCCGUCGUCUUCGGGCCCCCAGUUUGCCACCGCCGCCAACGGAACACCGCCCCAGCAGCCUUUGCAGCAGUCCCCACAGGUCGCCAUGGCCUCAGGCUCCCCUCUCCCUAACUGUGUGGCCCGGUCGCCGCAGACGCCCACCCAGGCCCAGACGCAGGCCGGCCCCAGACCAGGGAAUGGAUUUGUGAUGAACCCAGGCCAAGGUGUGGGUCAGGCGGGUACAGGAUCCAAUGGUCCUGGAGUCCUCACUGGGAUUCAAGGGCCUGGGCCGGUGACCUCUGAACUGUCGCCUGCUGAGCAACUGAAAGCGAUGGCGGCACAGCAGCGCGCUAAGCUAAUGCAGCAGCAGAAACAACAGCAGCAGCAACAGCAGCAGGCUAACUGGUCCCCGGCCGGAGCUCCAACCAGCCCCUACGCCUCUGCUCCUUUCAACCAGCAGGACAAGCCCAACAGCCCAAUGAUGUACCCACCUCAAGCCUUCAACCCUGGCCAACAGGGCCCCCUGGUGGCUGGGAUGACCUCGAGCAACGGCCCCAAAGCUCCCAUGAACAACUACCUCCCUCAGAACCCCCACAACCACAUGGGCAUGAUAAGUCAACAACAACAACAACAACAACAACAGACAAACAACAUGGGCGCCCAACAGAACACCCUCUCUAAACAACAACAACAACAACAACUACAGCAACAGCAAACGGCAGCCAUGUUGUCCUACAACAACACAAAGCCGCUGAGUCACUUCAGCACGAUGGGGGUCGAUCACAUGGGGCAGAGGAUGACCCCGCCCAUGGGAUCACAGGUCAAGAACCCCAUGAUGCCCCCAUACAUGCAGCAGGGAGGGGUGCAGGGGGCGGGGCCGGGCCAGACCCAGGGACCAAUCCCGGGCCAGACGGCUCACCUCAGCGAGGAGCAGAAGAGGAUGCUGCUGAUGAAGCAGAAGGUGCUGAACCAGAGCAUGCCCUACAGCGCCAUGCAGCCCCACGGACAGGAACAAGGUGUGGUGGGAAUGUCACGGCAGCCCGGUGCCGUCCCUCCCCCUCACCCUGCCGGGGGUGUGGCCUCGGGCGCGGGGCCCAAUCAGGGCGCAGGGGCCCCUCCCGGUUACCUGGGCAACCAGCAGCAGGCGGCCAUUAUGAAACAGAUGAUGGUGAUGGAGCAGGAGAAGAGAGUUCAGCUCCACAUGAUGGAACAACAGAAACAACAGCUACUGAGAGAACAGAGACAGCAGCAACAACAGCUAUUGCUGGCUGAACAGCUCCAGCAGCAGCAGCAGCAUCUGCCCAGACAGAUGGUCCAGGGUCAGAGAAACCCCUACCCCCAGGUCAACCAGUAUCAAGGAUCACCCCAGGAGAUGGCGGUGAGGAGCCAGGCCCUCCAGAACAUCCGCGCCACCCGCCUCCUCCAACAACAACAACAACAACAACAACAACAGAACCAGCAGAUGGUCCAGAUGAACCAGGGCAUCCCAGGGGGCUCGGUGGGUCCCCAACCCGACAUGGGCCUCCCCUACGGCGGGCAGGGAGCCGGCCAGCAGUCCCUCUACAGCCUCAACCCCUCCAUGAGCCAAAUGAUGCAGCACCAGAACCAAAGCGUCCAGGCCUCCAUGGGUCUUCCACCCGGACACAACCCAGCGACGCAGGUCCAGAGGCAGGCGGGAGGAGGAGGAGGAGGAUACGGAGGACCACAGGGGAUGAUGAUGAACUCCAUGUCCCAGCAGCCCCUCAAGGGGCCGCCCAAAGCCCAGGCCCAGAGGUUGCAGGGCAUGCUGGGAAUUGGAGGAGGCCCGGGAGGAGGAGGACCACAUGGAGGGAUGGGAGGGUGGCCACCCCAGCAGGGGCAGUCCCUCCAGGGGAUGGGAGGGCCAGGAGGGGUAGGGGGACCAGGCAGGACUACAGGCGAUAUGGUGGGCUUUGGCUCGGCCCAGGGGGGCUACGGCUCCAUGCAGCCUGGACCCGGACAACAGCCUCCACACCCACGCCUGGCCAAGCAGCACUUCCCUGGGCACCCACAGGGCCACCCCCAGGCUAUGGGUCAGGGCCAGCCCAUGGACCCCAGGGCUAUGAACCCUGCGGCCGGCAUGGCCGGGUCCAUGAUUGCCCCUCACAUGGCUGGACCAGGACAGCCAAGGACCAACCAGCCCAGACCCAUGGUAAUGCCGGGACAGGGGGUGAUGGGCCAGGGCGUGCCCAACAUGGGGGCCUUUGGACAGGGGCCGGCGAUGGGGGUGGGCCCUGGCGGUGGAGGAGGGUAUGUGGGACAAGGAGGGGUAGGGGUCGGAGGUCAGCCUCAGGGCUACCAGAGGACGUCUAGUCAGGACCUGUCAUCUUAUGGAUACGUUGGCGGGCAGGUGGCGCCGUCGGGCGGAGGGUUCGGAUUGGCCGACGGGACAGGGGCGGACUUGGACUCAAGUGACGGUUGGAUGGAAGAGUUCUUCCCCAACCAAUAGCAGAGCUGGAAAUGUAGUGGGGAGUUUUUACUGGAGGGACUAAAGACAAACUGCGUGGGGAAAACUUUAUUGAGACGAGAGAACUGGACAGACAGACAGACAGUCGUCAUAUUUUGUUUAGUAAAGCAGGAACGGACAGGAAGAGUUCUGUGUCGUGUAUUUAUGUGUGUGUGUGUGUGUGUGUGUGUGUGUGUGUGUGUGUGUUACUGUCACAGUAUUUAAAAGGCCUCUAAUGGUAAACGCGGUCUGGUGGUUGUGAAAUAUCAUUCAAGAAAGGGAAGGGAAGACAGGAGAGAUGGGAGACUGACUACAAGACAGGAGAGACAGGAGACUGACUACAAGACAGGAGAGACAGGAGACUGACUACAAGACAGGAGAGACAGGACACUGACUACAAGACAGGAGAGACAUGACACUGACUACAAGACAGGAGAGACAUGACACUGACUACAAGACAGGAGAGACAGGAGACUGACUACAAGACAGGAGAGACAGGAGACUGACUACAAGACAGGAGAGACAGGACACUGACUACAAGACAGGAGAGACAUGACACUGACUACAAGACAGGAGAGACAUGAGACUGACUACAAGACAGGAGAGAUGGGAGACUGACUACAAGACAGGAGAGACAUGAGACUGACUACAAGACAGGAGAGGCAGGACACUGACUACAAGACAGGAGAGGCAGGACACUGACUACAAGACAGGAGAGACAUGACACUGACUACAAGACAGGAGAGACAGCACACUGACUACAAGACAGGAGAGACAUGAGACUGAGUACAAGACAGGAGAGACAGGACACUGACUACAAGACAGGAGAGACAGGACACUGACUACAAGACAGGAGAGACAUGAGACUGACUACAAGACAGGAGACUGACUACAAGACAGGAGAGACAGGAGACUGACUACAAGACAGGAGAGACAGGACACUGACUACAAGACAGGACACUGACUACAAGACAGGAGACUGACUACAAGACAGGAGAGACAGGACACUGACUACAAGACAUGAGAGACAGGGCACUGACUACAAGACAGGAGACUGACUACAAGACAGGAGAGACAUGACACUGACUACAAGACAGGAGAGACAGGACACUGACUACAAGACAGGAGAGACAUGAGACUGACUACAAGACAGGAGAGACAGGAGACUGACUACAAGACAGGAGAGACAGGAGACUGACUACAAGACAGGAGAGACAUGACACUGACUACAAGACAGGAGAGACAGGAGACUGACUACAAGACAGGAGAGACAGGACACUGACUACAAGACAGGAGAGACAUGAGACUGACUACAAGACAGGAGAGACAGGAGACUGACUACAAGACAGGAGAGACAUGAGACUGACUACAAGACAGGAGAGACAGGAGACUGACUACAAGACAGGAGAGACAGGACACUGACUACAAGACAGGAGAGACAUGAGACUGACUACAAGACAGGAGAGACAGGACACUGACUACAAGACAGGAGAGACAUGAGACUGACUACAAGACAGGAGAGACAGGAGACUGACUACAAGACAGGAGAGACAGGAGACUGACUACAAGACAGGACACUGACUACAAGACAGGAGACUGACUACAAGACAGGAGAGACAUGAGACUGACUACAAGACAGGAGAGACAUGAGACUGACUACAAGACAGGAGAGACAGGACACUGACUACAAGACAGGAGAGACAGGAGACUGACUACAAGACAGGAGAGACAUGAGACUGACUACAAGACAGGAGAGACAGGAGACUGACUACAAGACAGGAGAGACAGGAGACUGACUACAAGACAGGAGAGACAGGGCACUGACUACAAGACAGGAGAGACAGGGCACUGACUACAAGACAGGAGAGACAGGAGACUGACUACAAGACAGGAGAGACAGGGCACUGACUACAAGACAGGAGAGACAGGGCACUGACUACAAGACAGGAGAGACAGGACACUGACUACAAGACAGGAGAGACAGGACACUGACUACAAGACAGGAGAGACAUGAGACUGACUACAAGACAGGAGAGACAGGACACUGACUACAAGACAGGAGAGACAGGACACUGACUACAAGACAGUAGACUGACUACAAGACAGGAGACUGACUACAAGACAGGAGAGACAGGACACUGACUACAAGACAGGAGAGACAGGAGACUGACUACAAGACAGGAGAGACAGGAGACUGACUACAAGACAGUAGACUGACUACAAGACAGGAGAGACAUGAGACUGACUACAAGACAGGAGAGAUGGGAGACUGACUACAAGACAGGAGAGAUGGGAGACUGACUACAAGACAGGAGAGACAGGACACUGACUACAAGACAGGAGAGACAUGAGACUGACUACAAGACAGGAGACUGACUACAAGCUCUCAAACAGGGGAGAGUCUUUUUAAUAUUUGUUUUUCAAUAUAGGGGUAGAACAUCUCUAUUCAUUUUUCCGGUAUUAGUUCUUCUUGAAUACCUGGGUUAUUGGAUUGUGCCUGACAGGUUUCACAUCUCCUUAUAUUCAUGCUGUGUGUGAUGGCGUGUGGCAUGUGAUCGUAGCAUUUCUACACAUCCCUUUGAGAGACAGACAGACAAGCAGACAGACAGGCAGACAAGGAGAUAAACACACACACACAACCCACUUCUGUAACAGCCAUCAGAGCUCAGUAGAGAGCUGUCACCUCUGUCUGUCUGAGAAGUGGUUGAGAUCACUCUCUCCCUCCCUCCCCUCUCUCCCUCUCUCUCUCCCCUUUCUCUCCCUCCCUCCCUCCCCUCUCUCUCCCUCCCUCCCUCCCUCUCUCUCUCUCUCUCUCUCUCUCUCUCUCCCUCCCUCCCCUCUCUCU
Molecule: messenger RNA, 7231 nt
Organism: Oncorhynchus masou masou (cherry salmon)
Lineage: Eukaryota; Metazoa; Chordata; Actinopteri; Salmoniformes; Salmonidae
Gene: maml3
Product: mastermind-like transcriptional coactivator 3
Exons: 6
Coding region: 841-4389 (1182 amino acids)
Biological process (GO): positive regulation of transcription of Notch receptor target; Notch signaling pathway
Cellular component (GO): nuclear speck; nucleoplasm
Molecular function (GO): transcription coactivator activity
Source: RefSeq, a predicted model, not a curated record